This is a messenger RNA of Meleagris gallopavo (turkey), 3262 nucleotides long. It is a transcript of the gene NOX1, whose product is annotated as NADPH oxidase 1. The record is from RefSeq and is a predicted model, not a curated record. Gene Ontology annotation, cellular component: plasma membrane; NADPH oxidase complex. Gene Ontology annotation, molecular function: superoxide-generating NAD(P)H oxidase activity. NCBI's taxonomy places the organism in Eukaryota, Metazoa, Chordata, Aves, Galliformes, Phasianidae. Gene Ontology annotation, biological process: superoxide anion generation; defense response.
GGGCAGGGGACCAAGUUAUGUCCCUCGAGCUGGGGACGUGCAGUGCAGGCUCAGCAGCACAGCCCAAUCUCUCCCAGGCUUAAGGAAAGGCGGGCCCCAAUGCCCAGGGGUUAUUUCUGCCUUGUCUGCCUCUUCUCCCUCACAACCCAAAUGUCCAAAAUCCCCAAUUGCUCACAGUGAGGUAGAGAAGCAGUGCCUAACUCCCUGCGACAUCCACCUGGGCAGGGGACCGAAGCUGUGUCCCUGAGCUGGGGCUGCAGUGCAGGCUCAGCAGCACAGCCUGAUCUCUCCCAGCUGCUCAGGCUUGCACUUGUCCCGUGAUGGAGCUGAUAAUGGGCAGGGAGGCUGUGGGCCUCUUCCUGCUGCUCCACCAGCACAGCUCUGGCUGUCAGCCGGCAGCGACCCCAGUUGUGACGCAGCGUGAUCCUGCCCAACCUGUUCUCUGGCCACCAGGUGCCAGCUGCCAUGCUGGCAUGAUGUGUGGGUGCUGUGGUGCUGGACGUCGCAGUGCUCAUGAUCCUGCUGCAGUGUGAUCCCCCAGCAGCCAUUUAUAGGGCUGUCACUGCUGAGGGUGCUCAGCAUCACUGGGUGCACAGCUGAAACAUGCUGCCCUGGCGUGCUGAGCUCUGGCUGGCUCCUGGCACCAGCACAGUGGCACUGCUGUGCUCUGGGAUGCCUUCCAUCUUCUGCAGUUUUUCUCGUGAAAAGGCAUCAGGGGAGGCCAGGGGCGGUCGUGUUUGCUAAGCAGAGCCCUCUCCAAUUCCCUAUCACCAGGAAGUUCCUGCCUAAAAAAAAGCACGCUCUGUCUCCAAAUGCUACAGGGGAGGGGAGAAGCAGGCAGUGCCCGCACGUCCCCCUCUCUGCUGUGCCACCUCCACUGAGACCCCGUGGGACCCCUCACAAGGCUCCCCGGCACCUCGCCCUGCCGUCGGGCCCGCGAUUCCGGGCUCAGACGGCGUUCCUGGAAGGAGUCUUUGUAAUCGUGCAGCAUUUCCUCCAAGACACCGUGGGGGAAAGUCCCCGCAGCGCCGUUCCCAGGGCCGGGGCCGCUCCUGGGGCUGCUGCCUCCAUAAAACGCGGGGCGGGCGGCAGCGAGUUGCAUUCGCUGCUGGUGGACGGAGACAUCGCAGAAUGGGCAACUGGCUGGUCAACCACUGGUUCUCGGCCGCCGUCCUUGCGGCCUGGCUGGGCAUCAACAUCUUCCUCUUCACAUACUACUUUCUGUUCUUCGACCAGGACGAGCGGUACUUCUACACCAGGGCCAUCCUCGGGUCUGCCUUGGCGUGGGCCCGGGCAUCGGCCAAGUGCCUCAACUUCAACAGCAUGCUGAUCUUGCUGCCCGUCUGCCGCAAUCUGCUCUCCUUCUUGCGCGGGAGCUGCUCGUGCUGCAGGAGGACGCUGCGCAAGCAGCUUGACCACAACCUUACGUUCCACAAGUUGGUGGCCUAUGCGCUGGCCCUGUUCACAGCCGUGCACACCAUUGCCCAUCUCUUCAACCUGGAGCGCUACAACUACAGCCAGCAGGCCAACGAUGACAGCCUGCAUGCUGUUCUUUCCAAGAUGCACCUACAGAACAGCAACAAGUGGCUGAACCCCAUCCAUUCCAAUCAGACGACCGUUGAGUACGUGGCCUUCACCACCAUCCCAGGGCUGACCGGGGUCAUCAUCACUCUGGCGCUCAUCCUCAUGGUCACAUCCUCCACUGAGUUCAUCCGCAGGAACUACUUUGAGGUCUUUUGGUACACACACCACCUCUUCAUCAUCUACUUCAUCGGCCUCGUCAUCCACGGUGUCGCCGGGUUGGUGCGUGGACAAACGGAGGAGAGCAUGAAGGAGGUGCACCCACAGCGCUGUGCUGAGUUCCUGGUGCACAAACCCAAGGAGUGCAGGCAGGAGUGCUGCAAGGAGCCUGAGUUCGGCAGCAUCCCCGCAGAGUCCUGGAAGUGGGUUCUGGCUCCCAUCAUCCUCUACAUCUUUGAGAGGAUCCUGCGCAUCUGGCGUGCACAGCAGAAGGUGGUCGUCACCAAGGUGGUCAUGCACCCCGCUAAUGUGCUGGAGCUGCAGAUGCAGAAGAAGGGCUUCCGCAUGGAAGUGGGGCAGUACAUCUUUGUCAACUGCCCCGCUGUGUCCCUGCUGGAGUGGCACCCCUUUACCCUCACCUCAGCACCUGAGGAGGACUUCUUCUCCAUCCACAUCCGGGCGGCUGGGGACUGGACCGAGCGCAUCAUUGACACCUUCCAGCAGCAGAAGCUGGAAACUCCCAGGAUCGAAGUGGAUGGCCCCUUUGGCACGGCCAGCGAAGAUGUGUUCCUGUAUGAGGUGGCCAUGCUGGUGGGAGCAGGCAUCGGUGUUACCCCCUUUGCCUCUAUCCUGAAGUCCAUCUGGUACAGGUUCCAGCAGAAUGACCAGACUCUCAAGACCAAGAAGAUCUACUUCUACUGGCUCUGCCGAGACACGGGUGCCUUCGCCUGGUUCAAUGACCUGCUUGCCUCACUGGAGCAAAAGAUGGCUGAGUCUGGCAAGGCAGACUUCCUCACCUACCGGCUCUUCCUCACCGGCUGGGACACCAGCAUUGCCAACAACGCAGCACUCAACUUUGACACAGUCACGGACACAGUGACAGGUCUGAGGCAAAAAACCAUAUUUGGGAGGCCCAGGUGGGACACUGAAUUCUCAGCGCUGGCCACAGCCCACCCCAGGUCGGUGGUUGGUGUGUUCCUGUGUGGUCCGGAGGCAUUGGCAAAGGUCUUGCAGAGAUCUUGUCACCAGCACUCCAGCUUGGACCCCAGAAAAGUCAAAUUCUACUUCAACAAGGAGAACUUCUAAGCGGGAGCCAGGAUGGGACCACGGGCAGCAGAGAGCAACCAGCCUGCUGCUCUCACUUCUCUUUUUGAAGCAACUCUGCAUGGAAUGAGCAUCAGCUGAAAAGCAUGUGCAUGAGAACCAGGCAAGACAGCGAGAUCAUCCUUCAUAAGGAGAAACUCUGGGUUCACAGACUCUGCCUCCUUGACCCUACAAAGGGUCCCUGUGAGGGGAAACGAGCCCCCCAUGAGACAUGCAUCGGGACGGACCAGAGCAGCACGCAGGUGCAGACCAGCAGGAGGCAAGGGGAACCCAGCAGGCUGGGCAAGAUAAUGGGGUCAGACAUGGCACCAGGGCACCAAGGGCCAAACACACCCCUAUAGGUUUAAAUGUCCCUCUCCAUAAAACAGUACGUUAAACUUGUUUUUCCUUGCAAUAAAAGCCAUGGGUGGUGUCUCAA